Siniperca chuatsi (mandarin fish) is the source of this 2784-nucleotide messenger RNA. RefSeq lists its product as uncharacterized. Lineage: Eukaryota; Metazoa; Chordata; Actinopteri; Centrarchiformes; Sinipercidae. The coding region runs from base 1 to 2784 and encodes 927 amino acids. The transcript is spliced from 11 exons. The record is from RefSeq and is a predicted model, not a curated record.
AUGGAACAACAGCCAACCGGAGCAAGUAUUGUUCAGGGGCCCACAGGGCAACAGACUGCAGCAGUGGGUCCUGUCUACAGCACCGUGGGGCAACAAAGUGCAGCAGUGGGUCCUGUCCAAAGCACCGUGGGGCAACAAAGUGCAGCAGUGGGACAGGUGCUUGGAGCGGGGGCCCAUAGGCAGCGACCAUCACUGACUUUGUCAAUGUUUACCAAGCCAAGAUUUGGUGGUUCUCAUGUUGCUGCUGCAAAGCCAAAUCUUAGUAGAGCCAGAAAAGUAACCAAGACCCAAGUCACCGACCCCACUGAAGGAAGUACCAGCUCUCCAGCCAGCAUUGCUGUCUCAGCUCCAGAGCCUCAGACAGAUGCUCAAGCUUCAGUGCCUGUCCUCAGUCGCUUAGCAAUAUGUGCCACUGUGUCAACUGCUGACUCCAGGACAGAGACACUUGAAGCUUCAACAACUCAGCUGCCCCGUUUGUGGUCAGAGGGCUUGCCACCUGAAGACCACAAAUGGAUUGUGAAGACCCUAUUGAAGCUGGGGCCCAAGGGAAAACUAGAGCUUCAAGACAACCUGAAGCUCUGGUACUUUCCACCACAGCCAAGCCAUCUGUACCACCAGGCUCCUGCUCCAGACCGUUUUUUUGCCCACCCACUUGUCUGGAUGCCCUACAAAUUGUGGAAGGUGAAGGUGGUCUGUUCCAAUCCUGCCUGUGGGCGGCAUCAAAUCACAGGAGCGAGGCUGCACAAGAGGGCAUUGCGGGUCCUGGACGUGGACAGGAUCUACAAUAUGGUGACAGAGACUCUAACCUGUACCAAAUGUAGAUCCACCCAUGUGUCUUGGAGCCAGACUGUCCUUAUGCAACUGGACUUGGCUCACAGAUCAGAAUUUCGGGUCAUCCUCACACAAAAGUAUGCGUGUGACAUCCGGGUGAUCCGGCUUCUGUGGGACAGAGGCCUGGGUAACAGCACAACACGCGUUUUAAAGGAGCUGAUGGAGAACCACGCGGAGGAGUGGCUGCAUCGCGUAGCAAGGUACACCACAGAGUGUGUAGACUUCCUCCAGCGGCCCGGAUUGUUGCCCAUGGCAUUCCUUGAGCCUCCAGAGCCUGCAGUGGUGCCAAGCUGUAAGUGGCUCCUCUCAGUUUACAGCCAGGACAUUUUAACAAGGCUGGAAGACAUCAAGGCCACAAUAACCUCGACCUAUGGCACUAUUCUAAAAAUGGAUUCGACUAAAAAGAUCACCAAGAAGCUUGCCGGAACAGCCAAGGGGACAGCACUCUGGCUCACCUCUGUGGGAAAUGAGUAUGGUCAGAUUCUCAUCAGUGUGCUGACCGCUCAGGAGGGAGCUGGCCUGGACAUGAUGGCAGCAGACCUGGUAAAGAGAUACCAGCAAGCCGGUGUGGAUCCCCCUGUUGCCUUAUAUGUCGACUGUGGCUGCUGUACUGAGGCAGGAGAGACCAAGCUGAAGGCCAGAUUCAGCGGGUGGCCACACCUCACUAUAAGGCUGGACAUCUGGCACUUCAUAUGCCGACUUGCCCUGGUAUGCGCAACAGAUGCUCAUCAGCUGUACCCAGUAUUUAUGUCGCGCCUAUCAGCGUGCAUAUUUGAGUGGGAUGCAGCUGAUUUAGCUCUGUUGCGUGAAGCAAAAAGACAGCAACUUCAGUCCCAGGGCCUGUCUUCCCUUACUGAUGGUGACAUCAAUAAACAUCUCUCAAGGAAGGAGCUCACUCUCCAUUGCCGGAGGAGGACCCGUGGUGAGGAGACCACCAAUCAGCUACUGGAGGAGCUGCUGCAGGGGCUCAUGGGGACCAGUGGCAACGACUCCCUUCGGGUUCCCCUGUUUGAUAGGGAGAGGAUGAAGCACAUCUGGCGUGCCCAAAGAAAGCACGUCAACUGCAUCCAGGACCUGCCAGGUGUUGCUCUAUACACCAAGACAGGGGAGCUCACAAAGGGAGGUGUGCAGUUACCCAUGUACAGAUGUGCCAGAGGCUCUACAUCUUUAGAGUCUUUUCAUUUACGCCUAAACCGCUUCACACCAGGGACCAGUGCCAACAGCCUGAAUUUUCAGGUAUACCUGCUAGAAGGACUGCAUAGGUGGAACCAGGGCCGUGGUAGUGCUGCCCUGUCUACUGGACCAUCUGCUUUACGCAGUUACUUGGGAGAGCUCAUAGGGGUACAGUAUCUGUUCCGGCAGACUGGUCAGGCACUGCAGGAUAUGCACCCUGAUUCAGAAGAGACUGCUCAGUUAAUUGAAGAGCAUGACGAGGAGGAUGACAUGGAGGAAGAUGAGGGCUUCUCUAACAUCACAGAUGACCCCACAUUGCUGGACCUGGAGGUUCUUCAGGUUCCAGCCUCUCCGAUUCCUGGUCCCUCCACCAUUACAUCUGGUCUCGGUUCCCUGGCCCACACUACAUCCAGUCUGGCCCCCAGCAGAUCCACCCUGGUUCCUGGCACAUCUGCAAUGACUGCCAGCACAUCCACAAUGGCUCCAGUUCAUCCUCUGAGGCUGGAGUUGAUAUACAAGCUGAAGUUGAAGAUAUGCAACCAGCAGGCCAGCACAGUUAUAGCACUGUGGGAGAUCCUGGAUGAAGGUGACAAGCAGCGGGUGGUUUAUGCAGCACGACAUCAAGACAGACUUUUGAGUGGACGGUUCAGAACACCAAAGAAGCCCCAAAAAACGCCUGGUGUGGAGAGCACCACCCGUUGCAUGCUCAGUGGCCUGACUGCUGUCGGUUGGUGGAAAAUAUUUUUAGAAGACUGUGCAAUCUUCACCCAAACCCAGUAA